Molecule: messenger RNA, 2361 nt
Organism: Rhododendron vialii
Lineage: Eukaryota; Viridiplantae; Streptophyta; Magnoliopsida; Ericales; Ericaceae
Product: CLP protease regulatory subunit CLPX1, mitochondrial
Exons: 15
Coding region: 393-2111 (572 amino acids)
Biological process (GO): protein folding; protein catabolic process; proteolysis
Cellular component (GO): mitochondrial matrix
Molecular function (GO): ATP hydrolysis activity; ATP binding; ATP-dependent protein folding chaperone
Source: RefSeq, a predicted model, not a curated record
UCUCUCUCUCUCUCUCCUUUCAUCUAGAAAUCCAUUCACACCCGUGGUUUUGCUAUGCAAAACUGGAUAUAGAGUUUUACUCCCACUUCAACGGCGUCGUUUCUAGAUUCCUCCAGCCUGAUAUUCCACGAUUUGUUUCUUUCAUUCUCUCUCUCCUCUUUUCUUUCUUGUAGCUCUCUCUCUCUCUCUCUCCAUUCAUCUAGAAAUCCUCCCAGACCAAACACGAUAAUCCUCAAUUACCAAAGACCCACUUAAAUUCACCUCGAAUCCUUCCAAACCCAUUUCCUAUUUUCCCUUCACAUCCCUACAUGAACAUCAAAAUUCAAUCUUUCAACUAAAAGCCCCACCGUUCAUCUUCUCUCUCUCUCUUCAACCCCUGCACACCCUCAAACAUGGCCGCUGCACUACGGUCAAAAUCAUCAAGAGACAGCCUUUCCUCCACAGUAUCACAGUUCAGGUACUUCAUUCUCAACCACAUGCACGAUGGCCGCAUGCUCGGUUCCUAUCCAAACACUUACAAAACCAAAUGGGAUGAUUACUUCUCCAACACACCCUACCAUUUCACCUCAUUCAAACCCGUUUCGCUACGUGGCGAAUUCGUAGACAAUUUCAUCAGGAACAGGAGGAAAGUAGGGUAUGGGUAUGUUUGUAAUAUCUUGAAUUCCUAUGGGGAGCCACCUGAGGUUUGGCAGCAGCCUCCUGUGGAUGGAAUUGCUGUCAGGCCUGGUGUGAAGUUGGUUAGGGUGACCGAAGGUGGUGGCGGCGGUGGUGGGACCGGGGGUUCGGGUGGUGGUGGGUACGGGUCGAAUUCGAAGGAUGGGUGUUGGGGAGGAUCGAAUUUGGGUAGUGAGUUUCCUACCCCUAAGGAGAUUUGUAGAGGGCUUGAUAAGUUUGUAAUUGGGCAGGAGAGAGCAAAGAAGGUGCUUUCAGUGGCAGUUUACAAUCACUAUAAGAGGAUCUCUAAUGACCCUUCACAGAAGUGGCCUGUGGGAGACUCAGUCAAUGACAAAACAGAUGCUGCAGAUGAUGAGUCGGUGGAACUUGAGAAAAGUAACAUUCUUCUGAUGGGUCCAACUGGUUCAGGGAAGACAUUACUUGCCAAAACGUUGGCACGGUUGGUGAAUGUUCCCUUUGUUAUUGCAGAUGCCACUACACUUACUCAGGCAAGAUAUGUUGGGGAAGAUGUGGAGUCCAUAUUGUACAAGCUCCUUAUGGUUGCUGACUACAAUGUGGCAGCUGCCCAGCAAGGCAUCGUGUAUAUUGAUGAAGUUGACAAGAUCACAAAAAAGGCUGAGAGCCUUAAUAUAAGCAGAGAUGUAUCGGGUGAGGGCGUCCAGCAGGCAUUACUAAAAAUGCUGGAAGGAACGGUAGUUAAUGUUCCGGAAAAAGGAGCUCGAAAGCAUCCUAGAGGCGACAAUAUUCAGAUCGACACUAAAGAUAUUCUCUUCAUCUGCGGAGGUGCUUUUAUCGACUUGGAGAAAACUAUCUCAGAAAGGCGCCAAGAUUCAUCUAUUGGGUUUGGCGCACCAGUCCGUGCAAACAUGAGGAGCAGUGGUGUUACGAGCUCUGUCGUGGCAUCAUCCCUAUUGGAAACUGCUGAAAGUAGUGACCUUAUAGCAUAUGGUUUGAUACCUGAAUUUGUUGGACGAUUUCCUAUCCUUGUUAGUUUGUCGGCUCUGACUGAGGACCAACUCGUUCAGGUGCUAACAGAGCCAAAGAAUGCCCUUGGGAAGCAGUACAAAAAGAUGUUUAAAAUGAACGAAGUAAAGCUUCACUUCACAGAAAAUGCAUUGAGAUUAAUUGCUAGGAAAGCAAUAACAAAGAAUACUGGAGCCCGGGGCUUAAGAUCCAUCUUGGAAAGUAUUUUGAUGGAUGCCAUGUAUGAGAUUCCAGAUGUUAGAACAGGCGACGAUAUAAUAGAUGCUGUUGUAGUUGAUGAAGAAGCUGUUGGAUCGGAGGGACGUGGGUGCGGAGCAAAAAUCCUUUACGGCAAGGAUGCAUAUGACCGCUACCUUUCUCAACACAAAUUAAAGGAUUUACAGACAUGUGCAGAAGUGUCCGAUGCAGAGUCCGAGGUGGAACCGGAGCUUCCUUCUAUUGUGGCUUUGUAACUCUUCUCCUUUAGGUUCAUUUUCUGGUCUCAAUCAUGUACACUAAAUAAAUUUUUUAUAGCAACUCUAAAAUUAUUAAUAGUAGAUCAAAUAUGCCAGUAUGUAUCUUCCUCUGUAUUCUGACUCCAUUGUGCAGAAACCCAGUUCCAUCUGAUAACUUAACAUUCAAAUUUGUCCUUUUCGAGCCAUUAAAGAAGAAAUUAGGUAUCUGUAUGAUUUAAUUACUGCAAUGGUUCCUUUGACCAGCGAA